Molecule: messenger RNA, 10610 nt
Organism: Nycticebus coucang (slow loris)
Lineage: Eukaryota; Metazoa; Chordata; Mammalia; Primates; Lorisidae
Gene: CHD6
Product: chromodomain helicase DNA binding protein 6
Exons: 40
Coding region: 420-8579 (2719 amino acids)
Molecular function (GO): ATP-dependent chromatin remodeler activity; protein binding; ATP binding
Source: RefSeq, a predicted model, not a curated record
AACUUCACCAAAUAAUAGCUGUUUGUAUUUUGGCUGCUGCAGGAGCCAUUUUAGCCAUUACUGGGCACUGGGAACUUGAAGAUGAUGAAGCACAUGGUCUCUGCCCUGGUGGAAUGCACAAUCUGUUAGAAGAGGCAGAGGUGAACUGCUACUAUAAACAUCAUGUUUUUGGCUGGGGUUGAGUUUGAACCCGCCACCUCCGGCAUAUGGGGCCAGCGCCCUACUCCUUUGAGCCACGGGCGCCGCCUGGCACUGCACUCUUGAACCGGAAGACAAGCACCUUUCCUCCUACGUUGUCCCUCCAGCUCCCUCUGCUGAUCAAGCUUAGUCUCACACUCUGUAAAGGAGAAAUGCUGGAGAGUCCGGCCCACUUUACUGCAGAACUGGUACUGAAGGAAAUAAAUAUCUUCCUUCAAUAGAUGAAAAUGAAAAUACAGAAGAAAGAGAAGCAGUUGUCCAAUUUAAAAGUUCUGAAUCACUCCCCAAUGUCUGAUGCCUCUGUCAAUUUUGACUACAAAUCCCCAUCACCAUUUGACUGCAGCACUGAUCAGGAAGAGAAAAUUGAAGAUGUUGCCAGUCACUGUCUGUCCCAGAAGGACCUGUACACUACUGAGGAGGACGCUGCCACCCUGUUUCCUAGGAAAAUGACGUCCCAUAAUGGGAUGGAGGACAGUGGAGGAGGAGGCACUGGAGUGAAAAAGAAACGGAAGAAAAAGGAGCUAGGAGAGCAGGAGGCCGCAAAGGGAGGCAAGGACAGAGAGCCGAAGCCAAAGAGGAGGCGAGAACCGAAAGAGCCAAAGGAGCCCAGGAAGGCCAAGGAGCAGAGGAAGGCCAGGGAGCCCAAGGAGCUGAAGCAGAAGGACGGAGCAAAGAAGGCGCGGAAGCCCCGGGAGGCCUCGGGCACCAGGGAGGCCAAAGACAAGAGGAGCUGUGCUGACCCUACAGCCAGGACAAAGUCCAAGAAGGGCAGCAAGGAGCAAGGACCAACCCCAGUGGAGAAAAAGAAGAAAGGAAAAAGGAAAAGUGAAACUACAGUGGAGAGUUUAGAGCUGGAUCAGGGUCUGCCGAACGCAUCCCUGCGGAGUCCUGAGGAGUCCACUGAGUCUGCAGACAGCCAGAAACGACGCUCAGGACGGCAAGUGAAGCGCAGAAAAUACAACGAGGACCUGGACUUCAAAGUGGUCGACGAUGAUGGGGAAACAAUCGCUGUUCUUGGCGCUGGGCGAACAUCUGCACUCUCAGCGUCCACACUGGCUUGGCAGGCAGAGGAGCCUCCAGAAGAUGAUGCAAACAUCAUUGAAAAGAUCUUGGCAUCCAAGACUGUCCAGGAGGUGCACCCAGGAGAGCCGCCAUUCGACUUGGAGCUGUUCUACGUUAAGUACAGAAAUUUUUCCUACUUACAUUGUAAAUGGGCCACAAUGGAAGAGCUCGAAAAGGAUCCUCGCAUCGCACAGAAGAUCAAGCGAUUUAGGAAUAAACAAGCCCAGAUGAAGCACAUUUUUACUGAGCCCGAUGAAGACUUGUUCAAUCCAGACUAUGUGGAAGUCGAUCGCAUCUUGGAGGUGGCUCACACCAAGGAUGCAGAAACAGGGGAGGAGGUGACACAUUACCUGGUGAAGUGGUGCUCACUGCCCUAUGAAGAAAGCACGUGGGAGCUAGAGGAAGAUGUGGAUCCUGCAAAAGUUAAAGAAUUUGAAUCUCUUCAAGUUCUCCCUGAAAUUAAGCAUGUGGAGCGGCCUGCUUCAGACUCCUGGCAGAAACUCGAGAAAUCUCGGGAGUAUAAGAACAGUAAUCGGCUUCGGGAGUACCAGCUGGAGGGGAUGAACUGGCUUCUUUUUAACUGGUACAACAGAAAAAACUGUAUUUUGGCUGAUGAGAUGGGCCUAGGGAAGACCAUCCAGUCCAUCACAUUCCUUUCAGAAAUAUUCCUCAGGGGAAUCCACGGCCCUUUUCUCAUCAUCGCCCCUCUCUCCACCAUCACUAACUGGGAGCGGGAGUUCAGGACAUGGACAGAGAUGAAUGCCAUUGUGUACCACGGCAGCCAGAUCAGCAGGCAGAUGAUCCAGCAGUACGAGAUGGUGUACAGGGACGCACAGGGAAACCCCCUUUCAGGAGUCUUCAAGUUCCAUGUUGUCAUCACAACAUUUGAGAUGAUCCUGGCAGACUGCCCAGAGCUGAAGAAGAUUCACUGGAGCUGUGUGAUAAUUGAUGAAGCUCACAGACUGAAGAACAGAAACUGCAAACUUCUGGAGGGUCUAAAGCUCAUGGCCCUGGAACAUAAAGUGCUUCUCACUGGAACACCCUUGCAGAACUCUGUGGAAGAGCUCUUCAGUUUGCUAAAUUUUCUGGAGCCAUCACAGUUUCCUUCAGAGACUGCUUUCUUGGAAGAGUUUGGAGAUCUGAAAACAGAGGAACAGGUAAAGAAACUGCAGUCUAUCCUAAAACCAAUGAUGCUUCGGAGGCUGAAAGACGAUGUGGAAAAGAACCUUGCCCCCAAACAAGAGACGAUCAUUGAGGUGGAACUGACCAAUAUCCAGAAAAAGUACUAUCGUGCUAUCCUGGAGAAGAACUUUUCCUUUCUAACCAAGGGAGCAAAUCAGCACAACAUGCCCAAUCUCAUCAACACCAUGAUGGAGCUGAGAAAGUGCUGUAACCAUCCCUACCUGAUCAAUGGAGCAGAGGAGAAAAUUCUGGAAGAUUUCCGAAAAUCCCACAGCCCCGAUGCCCCUGACUUUCAGCUGCAGGCCAUGAUUCAGGCCGCAGGGAAGCUGGUGCUGAUCGAUAAACUGCUCCCUAAGCUGAUUGCAGGUGGCCACAAGGUACUCAUCUUCUCCCAGAUGGUGCGCUGCCUCGAUAUCCUGGAAGAUUAUCUCAUCCAGAGGAGAUACACCUAUGAGCGAAUUGAUGGGCGAGUACGGGGAAACCUGCGCCAGGCAGCCAUCGACCGGUUCUGUAAGCCAGACUCAGACCGCUUUGUCUUUCUCCUGUGCACCAGAGCGGGAGGCCUGGGGAUCAAUCUCACAGCUGCUGAUACCUGCAUCAUAUUUGAUUCUGACUGGAACCCACAAAAUGACUUGCAGGCUCAGGCCCGAUGUCACCGCAUAGGCCAGAGCAAGGCUGUGAAGGUGUAUCGCCUCAUCACUCGGAAUUCCUACGAGCGGGAGAUGUUUGACAAGGCCAGCCUAAAACUGGGGCUGGAUAAGGCUGUGCUUCAGGACAUCAACCGAAAGGGCGGCACCAAUGGGGUACAGCAGCUCUCAAAAAUGGAGGUAGAGGACUUGCUCCGGAAAGGGGCUUAUGGAGCCUUAAUGGAUGAAGAAGAUGAAGGCUCCAAGUUCUGUGAAGAAGACAUAGACCAGAUUCUGCAGCGGAGAACCCACACCAUCACCAUCCAGUCUGAGGGUCAAGGGUCCACGUUCGCCAAGGCUAGCUUUGUGGCUUCAGGAAACAGAACAGAUAUUUCCUUAGAUGAUCCUAACUUUUGGCAGAAAUGGGCUAAAAUAGCUGAACUAGACACUGAAGCAAAGAGUGAAAAGGAAAGCUUAGUGAUUGACCGACCUCGGGUGAGAAAGCAGACCAAACACUACAACUCAUUUGAGGAAGACGAGCUCAUGGAGUUUUCAGAAUUAGACAGUGACUCGGAUGAAAGGCCCACGAGGUCCAGGCGCCUGAGUGACAAAGCCAGGCGUUACCUCCGAGCUGAGUGCUUCCGGGUGGAGAAGAAUCUGCUCAUCUUUGGCUGGGGCCGGUGGAAGGACAUCCUGACUCAUGGCCGAUUCAAGUGGCAUCUGAAUGAGAAGGACAUGGAGGUGAUUUGCCGUGCCCUGCUGGUCUACUGUGUCAAGCAUUAUAAGGGAGAUGAGAAGAUCAAGAGUUUCAUCUGGGAGUUGAUUACACCCACCAAAGAUGGUCAGGCCCAGACCCUCCAGAACCACUCAGGGCUGUCUGCCCCGGUCCCCAGAGGGAGGAAGGGGAAAAAGACAAAGAACCAGCUGCUCCUCCCAGAGCUGAAGAAUGCAGACUGGCUGGCCACCUGCAACCCAGAGGUGGUCCUGCACGAUGACGGCUACAAGAAACACCUGAAACAGCACUGCAACAAGGUACUUCUGCGAGUCCGGAUGCUAUACUACCUGAAGGCUGAAAUACUGGGGGAAGCAGCUAAUAAAGCCUUUGAAGGAACUCCUGCCAGGGAGCUGGAUGUACCUCUGCCUGACAUCGACUACAUGGAAAUCCCAGUGGACUGGUGGGAUGCCGAGGCCGAUAAGUCCCUUCUCAUUGGCGUGUUCAAGCAUGGCUACGAGAGGUACAACGCCAUGCGAGCAGACCCAGCACUUUGCUUCCUGGAUAAAGUCGGGAUGCCAGAUGAAAAGUCACUUUCUGCAGAACAGGGUGUUACAGAUGGGACCUCAGACCUUCCCGAAAGAGGCAAUACAGAUAAAGAAGAUAAUGCCGAGGACAAAUUAGAUGGUCUCCAGAAACAAACAGAGAGCUCCAGCGAAGGAGGCAAUGGCAUUUUUGGUGAAAAGAAGGAUGAGAGCCGGACAGCCCAGGAUGGCUCCGACCCAGACAAAUCACCCUGGCCAGUUUCAUCUGCUCUCACAGCCCGUCUCAGACGACUGGUCACCAUUUAUCAGCGCUGCAACCGGAAGGAACUCUGCCGACCUGAAAUGCUAGGACCAGGUAACCAAGGAUACUGGGUUCAGGAAGAAAUGUUCAGGAGAACCUCGGAAAUGGACCUCAUCAACAAAGAAGCUCAAAAGAGGUGGACUAGGAGAGAACAAGCAGACUUCUAUAGAACAGUGUCUUCUUUUGGUGUUGUUUAUGAUCAAGAAAAGAAAACCUUUGACUGGACACAGUUCCGUAUCAUAUCCCGUUUGGACAAGAAGUCAGAUGAGAGCCUGGAACACUAUUUUUACAGUUUUGUGGCUAUGUGCCGGAACGUCUGUCGACUACCUGCGUGGAAAGAUAGUGUUUCCCACACACCUAAAACUGCCAUGCUGAGGAGCCAGGAGUUAAACUGUCCCCCAGAUGCCACCAUCUACAUCGAACCCAUCACUGAGGAACGAGCAGCGAGAACUCUGUACCGCAUCGAACUCUUACGGAAGGUCAGAGAGCAAGUGCUCAAGUGUCCUCAGCUGCAUGAACGCCUCCAGCUGUGCAGGCCCAGCCUCUACCUCCCAGUUUGGUGGGAGUGUGGGAAGCAUGAUCGAGACCUGCUCAUCGGCACCGCCAAACACGGCUUGAACCGUACUGACUGUUACAUCAUGAACGACCCCCAGCUGUCCUUCCUGGAUGCCUAUAGAAACUAUGCCCAGCAUAAAAGACCUGACACUCAGGCACCAGGAAGUCUCUGUUGCCUUUACCAGACCAAUUCCAAAUUAUAUGAAUCUCUGACAUACACUCAAAUGAAUAGGACUUCAGAGUCCCUUGAAAAUGAACCCGAGAAUCGAGGGAAAAUAGAAAGCAGAGAUGAUCGUCUUGGUCUGUCUGAUGUGACUUGUGAAAAUUUGAUUUCUAAUGUUCAGGAUGUCAUUUCCAUCAGCCACGAUGAAAGUCUGCUGCCCGAGACCUUGGACAGCAUGGUGUAUGGUAAGAAGGUGCUCGGCCGAGAAUCAGCCUCUUUGGAGGAGAGCCCAAAGACCAUUGCGGAGUCCAGAGGAGAUGCCGCUGCCGUCUCGGGAAGCCAGGAGGCAGAAGUAUCUUCAGGCCCCUCUUUUUUGGGUAGCUUAGAAGCUAGAGUAGCUCAGGUGAACAUUAAAAAUGGAAAACAUUUAUUGUUGUCUACUUCAGAGGAAGGGGACCUCUGCUGCAGUGUGGCGGGGCCAAGACCUGAAAGCAUUGUGCAGCUAGAAGCCAAGUGCUUAGCUUCCCCUUCCUUGGACCCAGAAGGCGAAAGUGGUUUUGUAGAUAUGUGCAAUCUUAGUGUCUGUGACUCCAAAAGAAACCUGUCAGCAGAUCAGCAAUUAAUUGAUUUAUUAGAAAACAAAACCUUAGAAAGUAAAUUGAUUUUGAGCCAGAACCACAGUGAUGAGGAGGAGGAGGAGGAGGAAAAUGAGGAGGAAAACUUGUCUGUGACAGCAGGCAUGAGGGAGAGGCCAGAAGCCUUGCAUCUCACCGAGCCCACUCCUAACAUCCCAACAGAAGAGAGCCGAGGCUUCCGUUUAAAUGAAGCCAAGAAGGGAAGCCUGGAGGUGGUGACCCAGACCCCUGGACCGCAGAGGGCUUUCCCUCCAGCAGCCUGUCAGUGUCACUGCAAACACAUGGGGAGAUGGACACGCGGCCUCAAGAAUGAAUUUGAAGUGGAGAAACCGGAGGGUUAUAACCUAGACCUAUACAAAAGCAAAACCAAUAGUAUUACCUUGGAGGGGGAGCCCACUGCUAUUCCAUCAGAACUGUUCAAAGUGAAACAGGAGCUUUUAAAAGACCCUUGGAAAGAAAGUACAGAGGGGAGAAAGGGUUUCUCCACAUAUCUUCUUGAAGGAAGUGAGCUCAAAUCAGAAGACUUGGAUUUUGAGAAUAAAGAUGAUUAUGAUAGAGAUGGAAACUGCCACAGUCAAGAUUAUCCAGGGAAAUACUCUGAGGAGGAGAGCAAGAGCUCAGCAUCAGGCAUUGCUGGAGACGUCGGGGAUGAGCUGCAGGAAGCGCGGGCCCCCACGAUUGCCCAUCUGCUGCAGGAGAAAACCCUCUAUUCCUUCUCUGAAUGGCCAAAGGAUCGUGUGAUAAUUAACCGCCUAGAUAAUAUCUGCCACGUAGUAUUAAAGGGGAAGUGGCCCUCCAGCCAGCAAUAUGAGCCCUUGGGUACCCUGUCCACCCCAGUAUUAACCAGCAGUGCUGGUUCUAGGAGCAUCCUCUCAGAGCCAGAAGCAGCAGAACACAGCUUCAGCAAUGGUGCAGCAUUGGCAGCCCAGAUUCAGAAGGAGAGUUUCUUGACUCCAGUAUUCACAAAGGAUGAACAGAAGCACAGACGUCCUUACGAGUUUGAGGUGGAGAGGAAUACAAAGGCUCGCAGCUUGGAGCAGUUCUCUGCCGCCCACGGGCACCCCCCCAUUGUCCUCAAUGGCUGGCAUGGGGAGUCAGCUAUAGAUCUCUCGUGCUCCUCAGAUGGGUCCCCAGGAGCCACAUCCCCUUUCCCAGUGAGCACCAGCACACCGAAGAUUGGAGCUAUCAGUUCACUUCAAGGAGCCCUUGGCAUGGAUUUGUCUGGAAUUCUGCAAGCUGGCCUGAUCCAUCCAGUGACCGGACAGAUUGUCAAUGGCAGCCUUAGAAGAGAUGACGCGGCCUCGAGGAGGCGGAGAGGGAGGCGGAGACAUGCAGAAGGAGAGAUGGACCUCAUCUUCUUGAAGGAGCAGACCCUUCAGGCAGGAAUCUUGGAAGUCCAUGAAGACCCCGGACAGGCCACCCUGAGUACCACACAAGCUGAAGGGCCAGGGCCUGCUACCCCGGCCCCUGAGCCAGCCGCAGCAGCUGGCAGUCAAGGCGAGAAAGCUGUUCCCAGCAAGUGUCUGCUGGACUGGCUGAGGCAGCAGGCUGACUACUCCUUAGAAGUUCCUGGCUUUGGAGCAAAUUUUUCAGACAAACCAAAACAGAGGAGGCCACGCUGUAAAGAACCUGGAAAAUUAGACAUCAGCUCUCUGAGUGGGGAAGAGGGGGUUUCUGCUGUCCCCAAGGAGCCAGGACUGAGGGGGUUUCUCCCAGAAAAUAAGUUCAAUCACACCUUGGCUGAGCCUGUCCUUCGAGAUGGAGGCCCCCGAAGAAGGGGGAGGCGGCCUCGGAGUGAACUCCUGAAAGGUCCUGCCAUCGUAGCGGACUCUCCCUCCGGAAUGGGGCCUCUGUUCAUGAAUGGACUGAUUGCUGGGAUGGACCUAGUAGGACUUCAGAGCAUGAGAAAUAUGCCAGGCAUCCCCCUCACUGGGCUGGUCGGGUUCCCGGCUGGCUUUGCCACGAUGCCAACGGGCGAGGAGGUCAAGAGCACGCUGAGCAUGCUGCCCAUGAUGCUGCCGGGCAUGGCCACUGUGCCCCAGAUGCUCGGUGUCGGGGGACUCCUGAAUGCACCCAUGGCGACCACCUGCACUUCCACCGCCCCGGCGUCUCUAUCAAGCACAACAAAAAGUGGUACAGCAGCGCCUGAAAAGACUGCAGAAGACAAGCUGAUUAGCCAUGAUGUGAAAACAGACACUGUAGCUGAAGACAAGCCUGGUCCAGGGCCAUUUUCUGAUCAGUCCGAACCUGCAAUAACUACUAGUAGUCCUGUGGCUUUUAACCCAUUUCUCAUCCCAGGAGUGUCUCCUGGACUCAUUUACCCAUCCAUGUUUCUCUCCCCUGGCAUGGGCAUGGCUCUGCCGGCCAUGCAGCAGGCCAGACACUCUGAAAUAAUAGGUCUGGAGAGCCAGAAACGGAAGAAGAAGAAAACAAAAGGGGACAACCUGAGCCCCAACUCAGACCCUGCCCCCAGCUGCGAAAGGGAGCCAGGCAGUGAUCAGAACUGCACCGAACCCAGUGCCCUGGUGCCCCCAGAGAGAGAACUUGCGGCACAGGCUGGGGAAGGGACACUCAAAGACUCCAAAAACGACACCAAUUAGAACUUUUUUCAUUUAAGAAAUUAUUGUGACUUGUAAGUUUCUUAUCCCAUAAAGGUUUGUUACUUCCCUCACUUCACCUUCAUAAGAACCUAUGUUGCCAUAAGUAAGGUUACCUACCUGAUUUCCUGUCUGAGAACUAUGGUAACAGGUGUUAUAGUUGCAGGGUCUUACCACUUCAUUAGAUAAGUGUCGUCUACCUAGUCUAGGAGGCACAGAAUUUUCAUUCUGUUAUCCAGUGGUUCAUUCCAGCAAUCGUAGUUAAUACAGUACUUGGUGACACACCCUACCCCCUUCUCUUCCAAGUUUCCCAUUUAUUUGAGGAGGAAAAUGGCAAAAGAAAGCUGUCUAGUAAUUUACCAGUGAAGGGCCGAAGAACACAAACAGAGAAGAGCCCUUUUCUCCAUGAGCUGGAUUGAAUAGGAGGAAUGUAACGGGGAAACCAAAAAGCACAGGAAAGGAAGUGCUGGCGCGUAUUUUUGAGUUAAAAUAUUUCCCUAUUUUAUGAUGAUUACUAAGUAAUAUAGACAGAAGUAUAUAACUAAUGGUUGAAAAUACACAUACUCAUUUCUUUGUGAAAAACAAGAUCCUUACUAGUCGUAGUAUAAUUUUCCCCCCUCAUGGUUUUUCAGACACCUACAGCAAGAAGACAUACUGACUGACGAGGCAUUAUUUUAUAUUCCAUGAUCCCUCUCCCCAGCUAGAAGAUGACUCUCGCCAUGAGAAACCUUCACCCACCUUGACCAUUGCUGGCAACGGGUGGGCGAGGGCCGCACACCGCAGAGCUGCACGCUGCUGCCUUGAGCACAGGCUCGCGCCCUGCCCUGCCCUCCGUCGCUUGCAGACUUGUCUAGCCACUAAUAGGCCUCUCCGUGUGUUUAAAGAGCACCAGGACCUGAUGGGGUUUUGUGGAGGCUGCGAGAAGAUAGUCACUCAGCGCUUUGGCGCUAGCUGGGUCCCCUCAUCAAGGCUAUCAGGCUGUUGAAAUUGGUGCCCCAUCCUCUAGGAUACAACUGUGAAAAGUUAUUUUCUCUCCAUUAUUUCUCUAUUCUGCUUAUCUCUGACCGUUGGACCCAAAUUCCAAAUUAGUCAAGACUGUUGCAAGUCAACAUUAUUCUCUCUUCUCCCUCAGCCUUUCCACGUUUGGGAGCUGAGGUGGGAAGAACCUGCCUGAGCAGCACUUCCCUGCUCCGUUCACCUUCCCGCUCACGUCACACCCCUUCUGAUGGUCAUCUUCACAGGGAGUCCACUCUCAGACUCGAAUGAGCUCAUGGGUCAGUACUCUAGGGGCACAGGGCUGCGAGGACCAUUGGAAAUGGUGCAAGUGUUACUAGUACCGGUUUCACUUUUUGUUGUCACAAUUUACUGUAUUUUUUACUUUUUCUGUUACAGUUUUGCUAAUUUAUCAGAAGGUCCAAAAGUCUGGCAUAACUUUCAUUUUGCAUUAUUUAUUUAUGAUGCUUUUGUCAUUUGUCUUUUAUACAUUUGGGAUUAUAAAUUAUGUAAAUGUUAAAAUGAGCAUCUCAAAGAAGUCUGUUAAAUCAUGACCGCAAAAAAAAAUCAAUCAGAUGUAUUUUUUAAAAAGUGAGUCCCAGUUUUAUGAAUCAGAGGUAUAAGCCAGAAGAAAUUCUAUAACUGAUCAUAUAAGAAGAAAUUAUCUGAUAGUUGAACAAAUCCUAUUUAAUGGCGUCCUUGUAGCAUAGAUGGUCUAUAAAGCUGACAACAGAUUUCUUAGAAAUGCUGCUCUCUCUAUUUAACUAACAUUUUGUUCAGUUUUGCCUCCAGUGGAAGCAGAAAGGGUUUUUUCAGCUAUUAAAUCCUAAAAAUCAAUAUAAUUUAUUUAUGUAAAAAAAAUCACUCAAUCAAUAUAUUUUUGAACCUUUUAAGUACUAAUUUUCUUUUUAUCAAGUAGAAAAAAAAUGUAUUUGCCCUAAAUCCUUAAAAUACAAAUGCUAUAAAAAUUCCUGUAUCUUGAAAGCCUUACUGCAGACGAGUAUUACAGACAUGCAGCAGCGUCUGGUUUGCCUUGUUGUC